This is a messenger RNA of Malaya genurostris, 1550 nucleotides long. RefSeq lists its product as uncharacterized. The transcript is spliced from 2 exons. The record is from RefSeq and is a predicted model, not a curated record. The coding region runs from base 92 to 1339 and encodes 415 amino acids. Lineage: Eukaryota; Metazoa; Arthropoda; Insecta; Diptera; Culicidae.
AUGCGUUUUUCAGUUGACCGGUUUCUAGUUUUUCUGUUUUUGAGGAAGUUUUGCACAAUAUUGAAGUUUCCCUGAUCUAUCCGCUUUCACAAUGGGGGAGAACAAUUACCUCUCGGCGUACAAGAUGAUAAACUCCCAAGUGGUUUUAAAUAAUCAAAAAUUAAAGGAAGAAAUUAAGGACAAAAUCGAAAUGAUAAAUGAACUAAACGAACAGCUUUUUAAAUAUCGCGAAGAAAACAAGACGUUACGUGAAAUGGUGCAGAAGCUGUUGGAGCAGUUCAGGACGAUAACAACAAUAAUGGUAUCUGUGCGAGACCAGAGUGAAUCAGUGUUCAAUGUCGUUUAUAACGAACACGCUGUGAAAGAAACCGAACAGCAAAUGAGAAAACCACUGGCUGGUCUCUUUUACGAACGGCGUCGCAUGGAAUGUCCACCUCAUAUCGAUGAAUCAGCUAUUCCGGAGGCUGAAGACGAGAACCGUUCAAUGGAAGACUACCGGACAGCUGUUAGUAUAGUGAAUGAAGACGAAGAAUUACCAGAAGAACUUGGGAACAAUUUUGUUCCUCCUAAGAGCCCCUUGUUGAAACGGUUGGAGCGGAAAUCACGGAACCGUAGUAUAGACGAAUCGUUUGAAACGAUAGAUACGAACCAGGUUGUGAAGGUUGCCCGCAAAAGUCAAGAAUAUUUACAUGGACGUGAUUCCCGGGAAAGUAAGCACAGUGAUGAUGAAAAUAUGAAUAAAUCAUCUGUUUCGGAACCCAUGGAUAUCAGCCAGAUUGCCGAUUUACCACAGAUUUCAUUGGAGGAAGCUUCAUCCAAUAAAGUAGAAGUGCUAGAUCAAAGCUCAACAAUUCGCAAUGACUCCGCUUCUGAUUUUCCAAGUGACCACAGUGUACAAAGUGAGCUUAACCCUGCUACAGACCAGAGUCUUCGUCCUGCUCAGAUAAAACGUAUGGCAAGUGAUUCCAUGCUCAACACUCUGAUUGAACACGAUGCUAACAAGGAGAAUACCAGUACCAACGACACGAUCGCUAAUGCGUCAUGCUCGACUCCACUUGCCAAAAGUCGUCGUUUCACUCGGAUAAAGGCACAAAUGCUUUCACCUACGUCGCCGGUACCAUUAGUAUCAUUGAAACCAUUAACAAAAGAAAAUCUUAGUCGGCACAAUAUUUCGUUCGAUUUACUCCAUUUAAAAGCGAACAAAAGUCUGAAGCAGGAAGAUUUAGAUCGCAGCGAACAAGGAAGUAUGGAAUCAAAUGACUCUAGAAGGCCACGGAGAAAAGCUGCACCGAAAGUACUAAUGGAACCGAAAAUAAACACGAAACUUCGUCGAACGUAGUAGCAAUAGUUUACGUACAUUUAUACUGGUUGACAUUUUAGUGUAGUUUAAUUGCUAGAGUGAGGCAAAACAUAAGCUAGUUUGAGUUAAUCGCGUUCGCAAAUGCAGAUUUUACACGUGUAGGAGUGCGAAUUUAUGUAUGACUUAUUGUAAAUUUUGGCUUCACAAAGAACUGAAACAACAAUUCUGUUUUCAUUUUAUGUUUAUUGUA